AUAUUGCCCCCCACGCCGGACACGGCGGCAGCCUGUGAUAUGCCGAGGAAGGAGCUGGGGCUGGGGAUGGCCGGCUGCAGUUCUGGCAGCUGUGACAGCAUGGUCAGCACGGCUUCCAACCACUCGCAGUGCAGUGAUAACAGUUAUGACUACUUAUCUGCAGAAGAGAAAGAGUUUUUGAUGUUCUUAGAAGAAACCAUUGGUUCACUGGAUGCAGAGAUGUUCUUAGAAGAAACCAUUGGCUCACUGGAUGCAGAAGCAGACAGCGGGGUCUCUACCGAUGGGACCGACUACGUGGAGCCCUCCAAGCUGCCUGGGACAUGGCCUAAGAGAGACUCCAUUCCCCAGGAUUUGGAAAAUGGGGCUCCCCCUCUGAGUGCGGGUCAGCAGCACGCAGCUGAACAGAAGGGUGGCAAGAGCAUCUCCGCCUUCUCAAGCUCAGCUCCAGCAGCGGCGCCAAGCCCAGGCUAUUACAGUCUUCCAAGGACCAUCACUGUAGCAAACCCACAAAGAGCAAACGGAGCUUCUGACGGCAAAGCGACUGUCUGCACGGUGGAGGACCCAGUGCCAGUAGGUAAAUCGUCAUGGGAGGUGGUCAAGGAAGACAGGCUUGACCAAGCCAAUGCGAGAAGCCAGAUAAAGCCGUUGGGGUCUUUGAUUAUCCAACCUCCAGAUCCCUUCCAGGAUGACCUGGUGAGCAAUGAAUGGUCACGUAGCAAUCGCUCAGAUGCCAAGAGGGAAACAGCCAACGAGACCAAGACUUGGACUUCAUGGAGCCAGCCAGAGAAAUCCGCAUUGGAAGAGGCCCCUCACGACCCAGAUGCCAAGCGCGGGCCUCCAACUGCCCCUAAACCACGAAAAUUGCCACCAAAUAUUAUCCUCAAAACCAGCAAAAACAGCCCAGCGCCGCUCACCACAGAGCCUGGCCAGAAGGUAAAAGUGCUACCUUCAUCCUUGGCUGGCUCUCAGCCCAGCUCUGCCAAUGAUGCCACUGCUGAAAAAGUAAAUUCAGGGCACCUUGACCCCAAGGAGAGGGAGAAAGCCCGGCGGGAGGCAUUGGAGAAGCUUGGACUGUUGCAGGACAGGAGGGAGCCCAGCACCCACCUUCAACCCACCAUGCAUCCCCAUCCAAGGGAGAUGGCAAUCCCUGUCCCUGGGGAGCCCAAGGCAUGCUGUGGGGCAGCAGAGAGGUCUGUGCCGGCUAUCCGGCAGAUGAACUUCAAAUCCAACACCCUGGAGCGCUCCGGCGUGGGGCUGAGCAGCUACAUGAGCAGCACCAAGGAGCAGAGCGUCAAGACCAGCAGCUCCCUGGGGAAGAUGUCCUUCAUCGAGCGGCUCGCCCCGAGCUUCCUCAGGGGCAGCCGUCCCCGGCCAGGGAAGGACUUUGCUGGUCUGAAGGAACCCGUGCCGGUGGAGCAGGAGAAGAGCAGCAAGCGGCAAUCCUACUCGCUGCAGAACUUCCCCAGGUCGCCCCGCUCCUGCGUCAGUGUGAAGAUUUCCCCCAAGGGCACGACCGAUGAGAACCGGCGAGAGGCACUGAAGAAGCUCGGCCUGCUGAAGGAAUAGCUCUGCAGGCAGCGGGGCUGCUGGAAAAGGGGCUUCUCAUCCUGGAUCCAGGUGCCUUCACCAUCUGUCCUCAGGCAGCACAACCAUAAGCAUCUUCUGCUGUGACCUCCUGCUCCAGCAUCUUGGGAGGGGUACCACGAGAGGUAUUCAGAGCUUCUCGCCAAAUAAAGUAACGCCAUGUGUACAUAAUGUUUUGUACAUAGCAAGUGUAUAUGAGCUAUUUAUGUGAAGCAUCGCUCAGCAUGUGGAUGGGGCAUAUUCUUCUACAAGGUCUUUAAUGCAUUUGUGGAUUCAUUGCAGUAAGGAAGCCGUGGAAUUGGGGGCUUGGCUUAUUUUAAAAGGGGUUGCCCACAGACAAAGCCACUCCGGGAAGAACUGCAGGACUCUGCUGCUCCUUCAGGAUUUUAGGGGGUUUGGUUAACUUUAUCCAAAGCCCGCGAGGCCUGAGCACUCACCCGCCCAUGCAAGCGCCUCCCAAACCUGCCACAUACAACACUGCCAGGCUGAUGGGGGCUGGAGGGGACCCAGCAACGCUCCCCCCACAGACGAGUGCUCCUCGUACAGCACCCGCAGGCGGGAGCCUGGGUGGCUGCACAGACGUCCCACUGCCUCCUCCGCCAGCCUGCCCUCGCAUCCAGCCCCGACACCCUGGAUACAGCACUUAAAAGGCAUCCACGCGUCGGUGUUUGUCACGGAGUGAC
Egretta garzetta (little egret) is the source of this 2267-nucleotide messenger RNA. It is a transcript of the gene CUNH1orf116, whose product is annotated as chromosome unknown C1orf116 homolog. The record is from RefSeq and is a predicted model, not a curated record. NCBI's taxonomy places the organism in Eukaryota, Metazoa, Chordata, Aves, Pelecaniformes, Ardeidae. Bases 40 to 1566 code for a protein of 508 amino acids. The transcript has 3 exons.